CCCACGUUUGUGCGGUUGGCAUGGCAUUCGUCGGGAACGUACGACCAAAUUACCAGAACGGGAGGAUCAGGGGAAGGAACGAUCCGCUUCAAAGAAGAACUCGCGCAUGGUGGCAACGCUGGUCUCGCCGAUACAGCCGUCGUAUGGCUGGAACCUUUGUAUAAAAAGUACAAGAAGGACGGGUUAUCCUACGCAGACCUCUACACUCUUUCGGGAGUAGCUUCAAUCAAGCAAAUGAAUGGCCCCACUAUUCCAUGGGGCUCGGGACGGGUGGACGCCAUGAGUCCGAUUGUGGUCACUCCAGACGGACGAUUGCCGAACGCCGAUGUCGGACCCAAGGGGGCUGACAAGAGUGAUGCCGCCCAUUUGCGCGAUGUCUUUUAUCGUAUGGGUUUCAACGACCAAGAGAUUGUUUGCCUUUCUGGAGCGCACGCUUUGGGCCGCUGUCACACAACAGCAUCGGGGUAUGAUGGUCCUUGGACUCCAACUCCAACUACCUUCAACAAUGCGUAUUAUACUUUGCUUUCCAAUCUCAAUUGGGUGCCCAAGGAGUGGGACGGUCCUUACCAAUACGUGGAUGCUCCCACCGGUCGCCUCAUGAUGCUUCCGACAGACCUGGUAUUGCUGCAAGACAAAUCCUUCGCCAAGUAUGUAAAGGAGUAUGCGAGUAAUCCAAAGAAAUUUGAUUACGAUUUCACCGUGGCAUUUCAAAAGCUCGAAGAGCUGGGCACCAACAACUUGACUCCGUGUGAUUGGGCGUAG
Phaeodactylum tricornutum CCAP 1055/1 is the source of this 762-nucleotide messenger RNA. RefSeq lists its product with no specific name. Gene Ontology annotation, molecular function: heme binding; peroxidase activity. Gene Ontology annotation, biological process: cellular response to oxidative stress; hydrogen peroxide catabolic process; response to reactive oxygen species. NCBI's taxonomy places the organism in Eukaryota, Bacillariophyta, Bacillariophyceae, Surirellales, Neidiaceae. The annotation marks the transcript as partial. The transcript has 2 exons. The record is from RefSeq and is a predicted model, not a curated record.